Molecule: messenger RNA, 1500 nt
Organism: Echinococcus granulosus
Lineage: Eukaryota; Metazoa; Platyhelminthes; Cestoda; Cyclophyllidea; Taeniidae
Product: Galactose-1-phosphate uridylyltransferase
Exons: 4
Coding region: 1-1500 (499 amino acids)
Biological process (GO): beta-D-galactose catabolic process via UDP-galactose, Leloir pathway
Cellular component (GO): cytoplasm
Molecular function (GO): zinc ion binding; UDP-glucose:hexose-1-phosphate uridylyltransferase activity
Source: RefSeq, a predicted model, not a curated record
AUGGACAGUGUUCGGUUAGCGAAGUUGUUUCGAGAUCUAGAAGAGCUAGAAGCCGCUGCUGAGAAAGUAGUAAGUUCUCAAGAAAAGUGCAAGUUGUAUGAAAUGAAUCGGAGGAAGUCCCAGGAAGCUUUAAACCGGCUGAAUGACAGCCAUUCUCCAAAUGUCGUCUGGGCUUGCCUUUCCCAUCAAUUUUUCAAGGUCCCUAAGGAUGGUCUUAAAACUGCCAUUAAAUCAGAUAUGAAUACUUUGACCACCGAAAUCAGCUCUCUUCGAAACGAUAUUAAACGUGACCUGGAGGAUCUACGAAAACUUGAAGGGAAGGAUCCUUUGAAGGGCUUCAACUUGAAGCCUCUCACCAGAGAUGAAGAUCAGGUCAUUCCAAAGCCGCCACAAGAUAAAUCGCACAGGCGGUAUAAUCCGCUAACUCAGGAGUGGGUGGUUGUCUCCCCGAACCGCAUCAAUCGACCUUGGGCAGGAGCUGUUGAGAAGACAUCACCCGUUUCUGCUGGCGAUCCUACUUCCCAGGUAUCUGAGGAUUCCGCGAAGCCCAAUGCUUUGGCCCCCGGCUCAACGCGUUCCAGCGGAGUGGUGAAUCCCUUCUAUGAGAGCACAUUUACCUUUCCCAACGACUUUCCUGCCUUCUCGGCACGUUUGGGAGAGGCGGAAGGAGAUUUGUCGGAGGACGCAAGAAAGGCGCAAUCAGCGGAUCCUCUGUUUGCUUGGGCUCCUGCCACAGGGGAGUGCUACGUGACCUGCUUUCAUCCCCGUCCUGACCUCACCCUCGCUCUUAUGACCCACGAGGAAGUUAUCAAGGUCAUUGAGGAGUGGGCCCGUCUCACUCGUCAAUGCGCUGAUCGCGGGUUUCAGUGGAUUCAGAUAUUUGAAAACCGCGGCGAGAUUAUGGGGUGCUCGAAUCCCCAUCCACAUUGUCAGGCGAGCGAAUCUGCAUGGGUAAGUGACUUUAUUCCCACACGAGCCCUGCGUAGUGAUUACGGUCAGGAGGACUACUACUCCCGUCAUGGGAGUCUCCUACUUCUCGACUACGUAAAACGCGAGUUAGCCGCAAAUGAACGCAUCGUGGUGACCAAUGCUGAUUGGGUAGUCCUCGUGCCCUGGUGGGCGGCGUGGCCCUUCGAGUGCCUCAUACUUCCACUUCGACGUCAUAUCUGUCGACUGGACGAACUGACUCCUGAAGAGCAAUCUACACUAGCCGAUGUCAUGUCGCGCAUUUUGGUCGCCUAUGACAAUCUCUUUAAAACAAGCUCACCCUACUCCUUCGGAUGGUAUCAGGCCCCACUGCAGUUAUCUCAGAAGGCUGUCUACUGGCAGCUGCAUGGAAUUUACCUGCCUCCGCUUCUACGCUCUGCCACAGUGAAGAAACACAUGGUGGGAUAUGAACUCUUGGCUGAAGUACAACGUGACCUGACGCCGGAAAGAGCAGCUCAUUUACUGCGUGACGCUGCAGCACGAGAACAUUAUUCCAAACCACAGCAGCGAUAG